Messenger RNA from Oncorhynchus gorbuscha (pink salmon), 5231 nucleotides. It is a transcript of the gene bahd1, whose product is annotated as bromo adjacent homology domain containing 1. The record is from RefSeq and is a predicted model, not a curated record. Lineage: Eukaryota; Metazoa; Chordata; Actinopteri; Salmoniformes; Salmonidae. Gene Ontology annotation, molecular function: chromatin binding. Bases 404 to 2827 code for a protein of 807 amino acids. The transcript has 7 exons.
UCAUAGGUCAGGGCGCCGCAGUGUCGUGAAGCAGAUUUGAUUCAUGCAGCAAGUUUUAAUUGUCGGAGAAAACUUGAUCUUUGAAGGUAGAAGAGAGCGAUAUUGCAAUUACUGGCAGUUCAUUUUGACCUCGGUAAACUUCGAUAAUAGGAAUCUUUUGAGAAAAUCGUAGCUCUCAUUAACGAUAUUUUACUCGAUGUCCCAGCGCAACAGCAGUCUCUUAAUGCAGCGCAUGGAUAUUAUCUCCAACAUGCUACUUCGGAAGUAGGUCACUGUUUUACCACGUCUCUAUUGGGCGCUCGUUUUUUCUAAAUUACACCUCGACUGGUCAUAAUUUAUAAAAGGUGUAAUCUGAAUUAAGAGUGGACUCAAACCGAUCUUCCAUCGGGACCGAAGGGUCUGUAUGAAGGGAUGUGAUGACCCAUGCAGAUACCGCCCCAGUGACUCCUGGGAGCAGGUAGGUCUUCCACAUGCAGAGGCCAUGGUGGGGGGAGCCCGGCCAAAACUAAAAAGAGGGAGGCCCAAGGAGGUAAAGAGAGGCAGUGUGAAGGAGAGCAAUGAACUGUGGGAAGAGGAGGAGGGCAGGAAGCUGUAUCUGUGCGAGGGGGACAGACUCGACUGUCGAGUCCUUCUCACUCGUCUGGAGUCGAGCAGUGAUGAGGACAAGGAGAGCUGCUUGGAAGCUCCAAUAGAGACCAAAGAAGAAGGGAGCCAUAACCUGGUGCGUGGAAGGACCAAGCCCUGCAAGUGUAGACAGAAGACCUGCAAAGCCUAUCGGCUAGCGCCGGAACCAAACAAUCAAUCAAAAGUCUUAUGCACAUUACCUGUCGUGGAACCUCGCAAACGGAGGCUGGCCUCUCUCAAUGCGGAGGCUGUGAAUGGUCUGCUCUUAUACAGAGAACAUCCGCAAGGGUCCAGACUCGUAAAUAAGCUACAUUCCAAUGGGAAUCUGGCAAAGGAUACAAUCAUUUUGGGCCGUAACACCCCAAGUGUCCCUAAGAUGGCAAAAUCAGACAUUUGUGGAAUUGGAAGUUCCAAAACAUACCAAAAGACUAUGAAGAUUGAGGAUGUGAGUCUGCUGAGUCUGUACGGUCCCACCCCUCGGCGUCAGGCCAGCCUCAAUGCUGCUGCUUUGCUCAAGAUCACCAGCACCUCCUUCAAAGCCAAACACCGGGGGGCCAAGGCCAACUGCAACCAGCUGAGUGGGGUAGUGAGGAUCAAGCUAAAGAAACGGCAUCAUCAUGAAAUCCAUCACAGGCAAUCCCAGGUCCAGCCACAGCUGGUUCAGAAAUGCUGUAAUCUCUGUAAAAGGGAAUACUUCCACCCAGAACCACAGUGGGAGGGGACUACGGGGGGGAAUGGCUCCAUCAGAUCUGACUUCCAGUGUGGAUCCUUCCUUGGCUACCCAAUGAAGUCUGUGGAGGAGCCAGUCGAGACCCAGGCGACUCCUUCUUUCUGCUGCUGCUCCCAGGAAAGGUUGGGGGAGUACUGCCACCGACUGGCCCUGUUCCUUGGCCAAAAGAGCUUCGGUGACGACGAACUUGCGGAGCAUUCGCUCUCCAAGGGCCGCCUCCUCUCUCCCCGUUCCCUUGCCCACCCACAUGCCCUGACCAUAGGCCCCCACCCUUACCCAUGUUUCUCAGGCUAUUAUGUCCACUUUGCCCACCACAAGACCUCUACCCUCAUGACCUCCAUGAGCUCCAGCCCCAUGCCCUACCCGCCCUCUUCUGUGGCCUCCAUCACGUUGUGCCCUGGUGGGGUCCAGAGUCCCAAGCUGCUGUCCCCGACCGGCUCCCACCCCUCAGGAAUCUCCCUCCCGGUCUACUGCUAUGGAGAAGCCUGCAGAAUCAGUCGCUACCCCUACAGAGCAGUAACAACCCUCGCCAGCAGGGGGUGCUGCUAUAAUGCAGGUUGCUCCAGCUGCAGCCAUAACACCAAGUCGGAAGACUACUCCCCGCCUUUGGAGGAACACAGCCCCCCCUCUGUCCCAGUUUCCCCCACACAAGGCUGCCUUGCCACCGCCAGCGCUACCCUAGCCGGCCAAUCAGUGCCCCACCUCCAGAACCCUCUAUCGGACCCAGGCCAACCGAGGAUUACGCUGCAAGUGACCAGGGAGUGUCCUCGGCGUGCAAAGCCACCCAGCAGCUCUCGGUCUGGGGUAUGUGGUGACUCCCAUAUUCGAGACGAGCAUCAGCUGGGGCCUGCCAUCAGCGGAGCUGCCAAGCAGCAGAGGAUCACCCGUCGCCGGGCAACCAAUGGCUGGCUGCCCGUGGGCGUGGCCUUCGAGAAGGAGGUUUUCACUGUGGGGGAAGAGACGACAGUGUUGCGCAAAUGUUUCGAAGGAGUACAGCGGGACGGGGAGGUCAUUCGGGUUCGAGACACAGUCCUGCUGCGCUCCGGUACCAGGAAGAAGUCUCUGCCCUACGUAGCCAAAAUCUCAGCCCUGUGGAAGGACCCCGAAUCAGGAGAGAUGAUGAUGAGCCUGUUUUGGUUCUACCGCCCAGAACACACACAGGGAGGACGAAAUCCCAACACACACUGUGAGAAUGAAAUUUUUGCAUCUCGGCAUCAGGAUGAAAACAGUGUGGCCUGCAUCGAAGACAAGUGCUACGUGUUGACGUUAGCACAGUACUGUAGAUAUUGUGCUUUGGUGACUCGUCGGGGGGAGGAUCUCCCUGAAAGUGUCACCAGAAUGGUGCCGCCUUCUGCCGAGUACGCCGUCCCUGCCCACUGCUGUGUGCCAACGGACAUCGACCCCGACCUGGUGUUCAUGUGUCGCCACGUCUACGACUUCCGCUAUGGACGCAUCCUGAAGAGUCUGCAGUAGCACUUGUGUGGAUGGUGGUGGAACGGAGGAAUCUUAAACAGUGAAAGAGAGAGCUAAAAAGACAGGAUUUUGAGACCGACCAAAAGCCACUCUGUUUUGAUAGGAGUGGAAGAUGUUGACAGUUUUAGGCAGAGGAAGUCUGGAAGUGCUUUUGCCCAAUGUCUCGAUCUCUCACUCUUGAGGGAUUUGCGAAGGGUCACACUUGGUCAAAGAGGAAUUGUGUUUUAUCAUCCCAAUCACAAAUCCCCUUUAAUAAAACUGAUUUGCCAAAUGUUUAUUUUAUUUUUGCAUCGUCCCAUGACUUUGCCUGUAUCUAUGUGGGUUAUUAGUUCCGUUGUGUUGGCAGAUGGUAUCAGUUAAGACUUGUUUUGUAUUUAAUGGGAUGACUCAUGAAUUAGAUGGUGGCUUAACAUAUUUAUCUGUAUUGAUUUAGUCUUGAGUUUAAGGUUUAAUUGGCUUAAGUGCAAAGAAAUAUUUAUUUCUAUAUGGAGAAUUUUUUUAUUACAUUUUUUAAAAGUAAUUUAAGAGUGCAUUAUUUAGUAUUUUCAAAGCAAGGAAGGCGACUACGAGAUAAUUAUCAUUCCUAAGUAGAAAUGAUCCAGGCGUUCGCCAAACACUAACUCUCUGUCUGCAUUGUCUUAGAGGUAAAGUACCAGUGAAUCCCAAACCAGCCUCUCGCCUAUACCUCACCCCUACCAACUAUACCUCACCUCUACCAACUAUACCUCACCUCUACCAACUAUACCUCACCUCUACCAACUAUACCUCACCCCUACCAACUAUACCUCACCCCUACCAACUAUACCUCACCCCUACCAACUAUACCUCACCCCUACCAACUAUACCUCACCCCUACCAACUAUACCUCACCCCUACCAACUAUACCUCACCCCUACCAACUAUACCUCACCCCUACCAACUAUACCUCACCCCUACCAACUAUACCUCACCUCUACCAACUAUACCUCACCCCUACCAACUAUACCUCACCCCUACCAACUAUACCUCACCCCUACCAACUAUACCUCACCCCUACCAACUAUACCUCACCCCUACCAAUUCAUGACCCUACAUAGUCACGUGUUGCUGACAAAACUCCCAGAGUGGCGAGAGGAUUAAAUAAACCGAGACACACUCUUGACUUGAAUUAUGCAAUUCAUGUAUGACAUUUAAAUAAUAAGAGUAUGAAAUUCAAAUGAACAAAUUCCCCUGGUCAUUUUACAAGAUAUAAAAUCGGACACAACAAAUGCUCCAUUCUCUUGUAUGAAAUUGUACACAAUAUAUUGUGUUUACAUGUUGGAAUAGCUCUUCGCUUUGGAACCGGCAGCUUUGCUGGCUUGGUCGAAGUGGCUAUCGAAGGGUUUGGUCAUUGUCACACCCUCAGCUUUGGGACACUUGUUCAUAUGAAGGAGGUGAGUGUGAAAGUACAAAUGGAGGGGAAGGGACUGGUUUGGGAUUCAGCAUGAGAAUGACCAGUGACUCAACCGGGCCAACCCCCACGAUAAUUGUUUGUCCCUACUACCCUGCCUUGAAUUGACCAAUGAACUGGGGUUUGAACACCACACGCGCACUGCCAUUAGCCAUAAUAACUUGCCUUACAUCCCGCCGGUCAACAUCUAGGAUGCAAGCUCCAAUACGUUCAGUUCACACCUCACCAAAAAACCUGCCUUCCAUCUAAACCAAGGUUGCCAGUGGGUGGAGCUACAGUUCAGUACAAGCCCCUCCCCAUGUUACUGUGCACUAAUCUAUGUUCCAUUAUGAGAUCAUCGACUGUGUCCUUAAACUGAACAUGCUACUGAUUCGUUAACAUGGAAGUCACACUGUGGAUUUAUGUACAUGUGUUUGCUUAGAUUAGAGGGAAUCAAAGUUUGGUAUCACAGUUCCUGGAAAAGCUUCCUGUCUGAUCAACACAUAUACACAAACACACACACACCUGCUUCUAAGAUGUAUCUCGAUGUAUAGGGCACAAGCCAUAGGAGUACCUUCCUUACACGCUCAAGUCCUUUUUAUGUCCAAUCAAGAUGUGAUCGAUUUUUCUUACUUGACUGUUGUGCCUGCCUGUCUCAGUGGACUCAGUGUCCAAGAACUAUCCAUGAAAAGUAGGCCAAGAUUAUUGUUAUUUUUUAUGUCUUUUUUUAAAUGCCUUUUUUUCAUGAAAUUCUGUUAAUUGCUAAGAAAUGUUUGUACCAACAAGGGUAUAUAAUGGGUAUAAAAUGCCCCAUUCAACUCAUUCCCCGGUGUAGAAAACUCUCAAUUCCAAGUUUCUUUGUUCUUGUGUGCAUUAUGUUCCGAGUUUUAGAGGUUCUGGGAAUUCUGGGAAAUAAUAUUCAUAGCACAGUGUUUGUAUUAUUUAACAUGUAAUAUACAAAUAUUUGAAUGGAAUAAAUAAUUAGUUUUAACCCAA